Molecule: messenger RNA, 741 nt
Organism: Schistosoma guineensis
Lineage: Eukaryota; Metazoa; Platyhelminthes; Trematoda; Strigeidida; Schistosomatidae
Source: the annotation of a GenBank genome assembly
AUGGGAUGCGUCACUUUGUCAUCGGUCGGAGAGUACCGUUUAGGUACUGUCGGUGGUGUUGUUUAUGGUGUGGAACUGAAACUUGUGGAUGUCCCAGAUUUUGGUUUGGUUGCAUUACGUGAUGGAAGGGGCGAAAUAUGUGCCAGAGGCGAUCAGUGCAGCAAAGGUUAUUUCAAGGAUCCGGUAAAAACUGCCGAACUUAUUGAUAGUGAUGGUUGGAUUCAUACUGGGGAUAUUGGUGAAUGGACUGAAGAAGGUUCACUCAAAAUUGUGGACCGUGUAAAGAGUAUAUUCAAAUUAUCUCAAGGUGAAUAUAUUGCACCUGAAAAAAUAGAAAUGGCUUAUCAAACUUGCAAAUUAAUAAGUCAAGUAUUUGUGGGUGGUAACAGUCAAAAAAAUUACCCAGUUGCGAUAGUAGUUCCAGAUUUUACUGAAUUGCGUUCCGCUCUAAGCAAUAGUAAGGUACUGCAGCAUCAUAAAAAGCUUUUGGAUUCUGAACUCUGUCGAAAUGAAACUGUUAAUAAAUUCGUUUUGGAGAAAAUGAAUACUAUAGCGACACUAAAACUGUUGAAGGGUUUUGAAAAGGUCCAGGCAAUUUACUUGACAGACGAGGCGUUUACGAUAGACAAUGGCUUAUUGACUCCAACAAUGAAACUAUCACGUAAUAAAGCUCGAAAUCAUUUUUCAAAAACAAUAGUUAGUUUAUACACACAGCAUGAGCUUAAUUCUUCUUCAACUUAA